AUGGAACUCUUUUAUAAAUAUCGCUCCAAGAGAGUAAAGCUUCCAAUUCAUAAUCGAGACUUAACACAGAUCAGUAGUGACCGAAAGAUAAGUGAAAAGUGCGAAAAAAUGCCCCCAAACAAGCCCAACAUUGAGAAAAACUGUGGCCAAAUCUUCACCAAAGGACCAACAAUAACACGAGAAAUCUUCGAGAAAAUGCAGAAAAACCAAACUUACAUCAUGGGCUACCAGAUCCAAACCAGACAGUUCUGGGUACUUUCCGGCCUUCUUGUCCUAUUUCUAUUGAGUUUGACCGGAGUUGUGGCUAUGUGGUUCACCGAAAUGUUCGAUAAUGCAGUUUUCUCGAAUUUGGCGAUUAUUCCCGAUACGAAAAGUUACGAAAUGUGGGUAAAACCAUCCCCUAAACCCCUUCUCAAAGUCUACAUUUUUAAUUAUACAAAUGUUCCCGAAUUCGAAAAUCACGAUGACGAAAAAUUAAACGUCAAAGAAAUUGGACCUUACGUUUACGAGGCGGCUUUGGAACGUGUCAAUUCAAAAUUUGACGGAAGUCAUGUGACUUAUCAGGAGCAACGUGUUUAUAAAUUUAUGCCCGAAUUGUCAAUUGGACGUAAACAAAAUGACAGGAUUAUUGUACCCAACAUUCCCCUAUUUACUGCGGCCUCGCUCAAUAAACACUCAACGUUUUUGACUAGAGUUGGUAUUUCAAGUCUGUUAAACAGUCUCAAUGCUAAGCCCUUCCUUAGUCUCCCCGCCCACCGUUUUAUUAUUGGCUACGAGGACAAUCUCUACGCCCUCUCUAAGAGCUACAUGAAAUUCCAGAACCAGAAACCGUACGAACGCUUCGGAUUGGUCUCUUCGAACGUUGGUAUCCGUGACGAUGUUGUCACAAUCAACACGGGGGCCACCGACAUCAACAAAAUCGGAUUGAUUGAGAGUUUCAAUGGUGAACCCGCCCUCAAUUUCUGGUCAACGGCCGAAUGUAACGACAUUAGCGCCGCCACAGACGGUACUCUUUUCUCGCCCCGCCUCAUACGCAACAAACGACCAAUCCAAUUCUACCUCAAGGAGAUGUGCCGCCCCCUUCCCCUCCAUUUCAAAGAAGAAGUGAAAAUUUUAAAUGGAAAAAUCCCAGCGUAUCGUUACACCCUCCCGGAGAACGUUUUCGACACCCCUGAACGUACCCCCUCCAAUCAAUGCUAUUGCGAUUUAGAUCUGGGGGAGUGUCCACUUCAGGGCGUGUUCAACGCAACGGCUUGCUCAUUCGGUGCACCACUUUUCAUGUCUUUUCCCCACUUUCACAACGCUGACCCCGCCCUAAAAGAGGGCGUGACUGGACUUAACCCCGAUUCGGUGGUUUAUGAAACCUACGCUGAUUUACACCCAACUUUAGGGUUUGUUAUGGCGGGGAAAAACCGAAUUCAAGUCAAUGUUCAAGUGGCAAAGGCUUUCGGGAUUAGUCAAGUUAAUAUGUUUGAAGAUGGGCUUAUGUUACCUGUCGCAUGGAUCGAGUAUGUCCUUGAAGAUAAGACACUCCCGGAUGAUAUGGUUGGUAUCAUCUUCCAGACGACUUUUACCCUCAGAAGUCUGGAAUUGGGGCUCAAAUAUGGCUGCAUUCUCACGACCGGAGUGACCCUAUUUUGUAUUUUGAUGAUUUUGAAAAAUAAAUGGGAGAGUAGGGAGAGGACAAGUAGCGUGAGACCGUUACAAGGGAACGAGGAGAUUUGCAUGAGUGCGUGAUUUUUUAUUAUGUACUGUUUUUCUGUGAAAAAUGGUUUGAGGCUAGGCUAAACUCCGUCCAUAUUGGAUUUAAGACUGAUUUUUGUAGCUAGAAUUUGUAAUAAACUGCUUGAUUUUGA
Molecule: messenger RNA, 1856 nt
Organism: Tribolium madens (black flour beetle)
Lineage: Eukaryota; Metazoa; Arthropoda; Insecta; Coleoptera; Tenebrionidae
Product: scavenger receptor class B member 1-like
Exons: 7
Coding region: 1-1737 (578 amino acids)
Cellular component (GO): membrane; cytoplasm
Molecular function (GO): scavenger receptor activity
Source: RefSeq, a predicted model, not a curated record